Actinia tenebrosa (Australian red waratah sea anemone) is the source of this 4148-nucleotide messenger RNA. RefSeq names its product SMC5-SMC6 complex localization factor protein 2. NCBI's taxonomy places the organism in Eukaryota, Metazoa, Cnidaria, Anthozoa, Actiniaria, Actiniidae. The record is from RefSeq and is a predicted model, not a curated record.
AUGGAACACGCAGUCUUUGUGUCCAGCUGUAACAACAAUAUGCGCGUGCGUAAUAAGGCCUUAYUUUCGCGCGUUUAAACUAAGUCAAAAUAACAGAAAAGCUCGUUAUAGCGAUAAAUGAGCUAUGUGUGGCAGGAAAUAUGAAACGAAAGCAUCCACAUAAUUCUUCAGGAAAAGGGUGUCAGAUAAUAUCCAAAUUCUUCAAGACUUCGUCAUCUCAAGAUGUGAAAGAAGCUAGUAAAAAAGAUACAGAUUUAUUUGUGGUAUCCAAAGUGAGUCUUGCUGUACCAGUAUUACAAAAACUGACCAAACUGAGAGAAAGUCUUAGUAGAAGAGCACUUUAUGCUGAUCCUGUUUGCUCCUAUAGCAAUGAAAAGAAUAAAAAGAUGGAAGAGUAUGAUAAAGUCCAUCCAGAAUACAAACCUGAAUGUGCUUCAGAUAAUAAUCCUAAUAAUAGAAUAAGGAAAGCUGGCAUAAAAGAAUUGAGUGAAUGUGAUGCAGAUAGGGAUACAAAUAGUUCAUUGCAAGACAAUACUGUAUUUUCCAUUUCAAGUGACUCUUCGCUUGAGAAUGUGUCAAAAAGUCUAGGGUCUGACCAGACUCCAGUUGAUAUGGAUACAGAAGAAGAAUGUUUAAUGGAAGAUAAAAAGACUUGUGGUAUUGAAGAUGAAUCAGAUAAAGAUGAUCAAGAUACCAACUAUGUCACCAUGUUAGACACAGAAAUAAGCUGUGAAACUGAAUCAAAUGGUAACAAUAAGAGCAUAGACAAAGGCAUUGAUCAGAAACCUUGUAUACCACUUCCUGGGACCGAUGACUGUGAGAAUUUUGAUCAAGAAGAGGAAAGGAACAAAAAUACUGAUCAACCAGAUGACAUAUUGAGAAAUGUUAUGGACAAAGGGCCAAUCAAAAUGGACUUGCAUUCUUCUUCUUAUAAGACACUAACAGACACUGAAGCUGCCUAUGUUUCACCCUUUUCAUGUGAUACCUUGUACAGCCAAGGAAAUGAUGAACUAGGUUCUGAUUCAGAUGAUGACUUACUGUCACCACCACCAUUCCUAUACGAGAAGACAGCAAAGCCCAUUGUGCAUACACCAGAAAAAAUCACUACUCCUAUGGGUGCAAGCCCAAUGUCUUCACCUGUAAAACCUGUAAAAAAUGUUAUGCAGGAACUUGAUGAACAGAAUUACAGGUUUUCUGUUAAUAAACUGUUGAAAGAGAAGAACAGAAAAGAAGUGAAAAAUACGGCACUAACAAAGAUUGAAGCUGAUCUGGAUGCUGGGAUCAAGAAAGGAGGAAUUAAGAAUAUGACUGAUAUGAUUAGUGAAGAUGAAACAGAUUCAGAGGUUGACGAUGGAAAGGAUCUUAGUCAGUGCAAAUUACCAAAGGAGGUAUCAAAACAUUUGGUACGAGUAAGCAACUUCUCAGAAGACCUUGUUGGUGAAGAUAUCUUCCCAAUGCUGGAUAACAAAAUCCUGGAAUAUGAGAUGCCUACCAUAAACAUUCCUCCCCCACUUAAAGAAGGAGACAUAUUCUGCUUGUUAUCAUCCAAACCUGAUGAAAUCAAGGAGUUAAUAAAUGGGGGAUGGAUUAUGCAGUACUAUCUCAAAAGGCCUUGUCCUGAUCCUGUAGCUGAAUGGGUCUUCCAAAUCAUGUGUUUCUGCCCAGAUACAUUUGUUAGUAGUCAAUGUUUUAAGACUCUGUGGGCUCUGUUGAGGGCUGGUACUGAGGAACAAGGUGGAGUACCAAAGGGAGUGAGAGGUAUGACAUGGGUACCAAGCAUCAAGAAUAUCAUCCUUGUCUUACAGCACUAUGGAGCCACAAUAGAAUCUAUUACACCAAAUGAACUGAAAACAGCUGGGAUUUGUCCACCAAUACAUAAUGUGAUGAAAAGAGAAGGAGAAACCUUUGAUAUUUCCAAGUCGACUAGAUCUUGUAAUCCCCAGCUAGUAUUUGUAAUGGGACAAUUGAUUCAGUUUCUGACUCAUUGUUUGCAUAUGGCUCCCCUGAAGUUCACAGUCAAUGAUCUUCAUCUUCUUCUAAUGAUCUCAUGUCGGCUAUCACUUGACCUUAGGCUGCAAGAAUUCCUUUUUGAUAUGGAAAUGUUAAUUUUUGAAAUCUUAAAUUCCUUUGGGAAAUCUCAAUGGGAAGAACAGGUAAAGGAAUUGCCAAUGUUACUUGUACAUUUGAGCACCAAUCACCAGGACCUGCUGCACAUUCUACAUGUAGUACCACUAUCAGAACGAGGCUGUCAACUCAGAAAGUUGACCUGUGUUAUCCUAAUCCAUUAUUUUGUAAAAGAAUUCAGUUCAGAACAUGCUAUUUCUGACAGCACACAAAGAACUGAAAUACUUCAAAGCAUAAACAAAACAGCAACUUUUGAGGCUUUCAAGCUGUUGUCUCUGGUAGAUGAAAUACAACCAAAGCAAAACUCUAAUUAUCAUCUACUUCAUACUAUUAUAUCUCUUUUUGAUCUGGCUAUUGGUAAUGAAGACCAUCCUUCAUCAGAACAGGCUGAGCUUAAAAAGCUGGCUAAUAGGCUCAGUAGGUUGAAUGGUGACAUAAAAGAUCCUAGAGCAGCAUACCUAGAUAGGACAAAGGUAAAGGAUUUAUUAGUUAGAAUGGUCAAUAAAAUACACUUUCUCGUGCAAGCUAUCAAACCAAAAGAGCGAGAAGUAACAGAGUACUUUGAAACAAACAGUUCUGAAUAUGAAGUGCAUACUUUAGAAGAAACAUUGCUGGAUAGUCCUGUACCAGAAGAAGCUGAAAGUAUAUCAAGUCCAGGGGAGUAUAGUGAUGCUAGUAGUGACAAGGAAACUAAUGACYGAGUGAAACAAUAACAUUAGCUUUUUAAUUUCAAGGACCCUUGUUUUCUCUCUUUUGUAACGCCACAUUACUAUUCAGUGAUGACAAUGAUGGUUUUUUUGCAUUCAUUGUUAAAUGAUGAAGGGUUAUGGAGUAAAUUCAACAUGAUGCUAUUUCAAGCUUUCAAAGUUUAAAAAACACUAGGAGUGGUUUUACUUGGCAAUGAAAGGAUAAUUCCAUUGUCUUCUUUGUUUUACUUAUUGAUACUUACUAAUCAUACAACUUCGUUUCAUGGGCCUAGUAAAAGGUCACUCUUAGUUACCCAGAGUUUUCAAUAGAAGCCAGCAGUAUUUUGAUUAAAGUUCCCCAAGAUUUAGGGAAAACGUGAGAAAGAUUUACUCGCUGUUCCCCACCUAUUCAUUAUAUUUUACUGCUUACUCAAGCUGGUAUUGAAAACCUUGUGUACAGAUGUAUAAUAAUGACUGAUGAUGUUUGCAUGUAGAAUCAGAAAAGAACAUUUAUUAUAACAGUUUUGUUUCUUAGAUAGAUAGAUGUAAAGUUUUGCAACACAUCCAAGUAGUUUGUCGUUUUUUAUUGAUAGAGGAAGGAGUAGUUACAUCAAGUUAUUUUGAUUAAAUAAGAUAUAGAUGAUUUUUUCCUCAAAUACAAAUCCAAUAAAAAUGUUAUCAUGAUGAUGAAUGUGCUACAAUAGUUACUGUGCUAGCAUUCCUUACAAUUUUCCUUUUGCAUUAUUUGCAUUUAAUCAAGAUGGCUAUUGUGAACAAUCUGCACCAUACGGUAAGGUGUUGUACCACUUAAAGACACCUUACUGUUAUGUUAUCAACCAUUUACUGACACCUUACCGUUAUCUUACUGACAACAAGAUUUCAAUGAUAGUGUAGAAUAGAUGUCAAAUACAGUGAGUUAUAAAAUUGAACUCUCGGUAAACACAUUGUAAUCCAAGAAAAGACAUGAAAGUCCGUUCUUGUGCAUGAUAAAGAGAUAUUGAACUGCAGUUUUGUUAAAAUUAGCGAUCGUGAGUAAAUAUUGUAAUGGUACUACUAGCAAAUUGAUCCAGUAGUACUAGUAACUCAAACUUGGCAAAUAUGGGAAUGGUAUCACCGGAAAAUAAAUUCAGUUACGAAACAUUACCAACACUUUACUGUUACAUUACCAAGCACUUACCGACACCUUACCGUACAGUGAGCAUUGUUCACAAUAGCCAAUCAAGAUUAUGACUGUAAUCUAAAACUGUUUUAUUAAGAGCUCAAAAGUUAGUUAUAUUUUGAUCUUGUUACAUGUAUCUUCAAUUUUUAAUGGCACAGAAAAUUGACUUCUUAAAUAAA